Euleptes europaea (tarantolino) is the source of this 1002-nucleotide messenger RNA. RefSeq names its product TNF alpha induced protein 1 (gene TNFAIP1). Gene Ontology annotation, biological process: protein ubiquitination; protein homooligomerization; proteasome-mediated ubiquitin-dependent protein catabolic process. Gene Ontology annotation, molecular function: ubiquitin-protein transferase activity; protein binding. The record is from RefSeq and is a predicted model, not a curated record. The coding region runs from base 60 to 1001 and encodes 313 amino acids. NCBI's taxonomy places the organism in Eukaryota, Metazoa, Chordata, Lepidosauria, Squamata, Sphaerodactylidae. Gene Ontology annotation, cellular component: Cul3-RING ubiquitin ligase complex. The transcript is spliced from 6 exons.
CCACGGCGGAGUCAGUCAAGCCCACCCUCUGCAGAGUCGUCAUCUACCUGCAAAAAGAGAUGUCUGGGGACACCUGCCUGACCACCGUCUGCCCCUCGCCUGGAGCCAGACCCAAGAGCUGCAGCUUCAAAGUGGGCAGUCCGGCCAACAAGUACGUGCGCCUCAAUGUCGGUGGCUCCUUGUACUAUACCACUGUGCAGGUGUUGACACAGCACGACACCAUGCUGAAGGCCAUGUUCAGUGGCAGGAUGGAGGUCCUCUCCGACAAAGAAGGCUGGAUCCUCAUCGAUCGUUGUGGGAAGCACUUCGGGACUGUUCUCAAUUACCUCCGGGACAACACAGUUUCCAUGCCCCAAAACCGGCAGGAGAUCAAAGAACUGAUGGCGGAAGCCAAAUAUUACCUCAUUCAGGGGCUGGUUGACCUGUGUCAGGCUGCCCUGCUGGACAAGAAGGAUUCCUACAAGCCAGUCUGCAACAUCCCUGUCAUCACGUCCCCCAAGGAAGAAGAAAGGCUCAUAGAAUCCUCCAUGAAGCCUGUGGUGAAGCUGCUUUACAACAGAAGUAAUAACAAAUACUCCUACACAAGCAACUCUGAUGACAACUUACUGAAGAAUAUUGAGCUGUUUGAUAAGCUCUCCCUCCGCUUCAACGGGAGGGUCCUCUUCAUCAAGGAUGUGAUCGGCGAUGAGAUCUGCUGCUGGUCCUUCUAUGGGCAGGGGCGGAAACUGGCUGAAGUUUGCUGCACAUCAAUAGUCUACGCUACCGAGAAGAAGCAGACCAAGGUUGAAUUCCCUGAGGCCCGAAUCUAUGAGGAAACGUUGAAUGUUUUGCUUUACGAGACGCCCCGAGUGCCGGACAACUCUCUUCUGGAGGCCACGAGCCGGAACCGAAGCCAGGCCUCUCAGAGCGAGGAUGAUGACAGCUUCGAGCUGCGUGACAGGGUGAGGCGUAUCCAUGUGAAGCGAUAUAGCACUUAUGACGACCGACAGAUCGGCCACUAAC